Messenger RNA from Puntigrus tetrazona (Sumatra barb), 1357 nucleotides. RefSeq names its product interferon-induced protein 44-like. Bases 34 to 894 code for a protein of 286 amino acids. Lineage: Eukaryota; Metazoa; Chordata; Actinopteri; Cypriniformes; Cyprinidae. The transcript has 7 exons. The record is from RefSeq and is a predicted model, not a curated record.
ACAUUAACGUUUAGAAAGGGGGAAGAAAACAAGAUGGGAAAUUCAGGAUCGACACCAUCACCACUGAACCCAGAACUGGAUGAACCAUGGAGAAUAUUUGACUGGGAAGAAAACUACCUGAAAAGAAAGCUGGAAGACUUCUCUCCGAGUCAUCCAGAUGUGAAGGACAUCAGGAUCCUGGUGGCUGGACAAAUCGGAGCAGGAAAGUCCAGCUUUAUUAACUCUGUCAACAGUGCUUUUCAAGGACGGAUCUCCUCUAGAGCCAUUGUCAACUCAGCUGCUGGUUACUCUCACAGUUUCACUCAAAACCUCCAAGGAUUCACUGUUAGAAGUGGGAGCAAAAAGUUGCCCUUCAUCUUCAAAGACAUCAUGGGCUUGGAGGCUGAAGCUUUGGAAGGGUUACAAGUGGAAGACGCCAUCAGUGCUUUUUUUGGCCACGUGAAGGACGGCUAUAAAUUCAAGGAUGUGCCACUCACUAGUGAGGAUCAACAUUUCAAGAGUGACCCCAACCUCUCGGACCAAUCUUUCUGCCUGGUUUACGUCAUAGACGCAAGCACAGUCAGUUUCACAGAAGACAGACUUAUUGACAAGCUGAAGAUAAUCCGCAGGAAAAUCAGCGAGAAGGGGAUUCCUCAAGUGGUUGUCAUGACCAAAGUGGAUGAGGCAUGUCCGCUGAUCAAAAAAGAUCUGAGGAAGGUGUACACUAGCAAGAAAAUCAAGGAGAAGAUGGAUUUGUGCACUGCUAAGGUGGGGGUGCCAUUGACAAACAUCUUCCCAGUGAAGAACUACCAUAAUGAGAUCAACACAAACGAUGACGUCGAUGUUCUGAUACUGAAGGCACUUGAACAGAUUGUUUAUCUUGCUGAUGAUAAAUUGGUGGAUAUUGAUAGCUAGACAUAAACCAAAAACUGUAAUUACUGCAAUCACCCAAUCUAGCUUUCUAAUAAAUCUAGCUUGGAAUAUUGUUGGCUGUGGGAGGAAUUGCUUUAGUUCCUCUAAUGUAAGAUGCUUUGGGUAAAAUUGCAUGAAUGUAGACUCAAAUUCGAGUUUAGCUGAGUACUGUGGUCUUUGGCUUCGACCAGCAUGUGUGCGUUAUUUCAGCAGUGUUUCAAAUAGAGCAUGAAUGAACCUCAGUUCUAGUGUAUAUAUAGCACCGAUUAUUACAGUAAUAUAACGGUGGCUAGAACCGCAGCAUAUGUCAGAUCUGUAUGACUGAAGUGAUGGAAAGGAAAAAGUUCCAAGCUGAAAAUGUAAUUGCAUUUACUGUAUUAUUUCAUGUAUCCUUUUUUGAAUAAUAAUAAUAAUUAAUGUUAUUAUUAUUUUAAAAAGUGCUGCUAUAAAUUAAAGUGUUACUCAA